This is a messenger RNA of Trichoplusia ni (cabbage looper), 1398 nucleotides long. RefSeq lists its product as uncharacterized. Gene Ontology annotation, biological process: chaperone-mediated protein complex assembly; protein folding. NCBI's taxonomy places the organism in Eukaryota, Metazoa, Arthropoda, Insecta, Lepidoptera, Noctuidae. The coding region runs from base 121 to 615 and encodes 164 amino acids. Gene Ontology annotation, cellular component: nucleus; cytosol. The transcript has a single exon. The record is from RefSeq and is a predicted model, not a curated record. Gene Ontology annotation, molecular function: protein-folding chaperone binding; Hsp90 protein binding.
UUUCCAUAAAUGAAUCGGUGCGGCGAGGCGGCGGCAUAGAAAGACUAUCAAUUUUCGUGAGUCGAAUAGUAAAUCUAGUCUAGAAGUUCUUAGAAGGAUUAAACUGUAAUAAUUUUAAACAUGUCUAACGAAACACCAGUGCCUCCUCCCGUUUUAUGGGCCCAGCGCAAAGAAGACGUUUUUCUCACGUUCAGCAUCGAGUCGAAAGAUCCUACAAUUAAAAUAGAAAAGGACCGGGUUUAUUUUAAAGGCGUUAAUGCAUCAGAUAAUAGAGUUAAUGAGGUGACUAUACAAUUGUAUGAAGCAGUAAUCCCAGAAACCAGCGCCUACGUAAAUAAAGGUAGAUGCAUAGAAAUGAUUCUUCUGAAGGAGAAGAAAGACGCACCUUACUGGCCAUCAUUAACAAAAGAUAAGAAGAAACCACAUUACCUCAAGGUAGAUUUUAAUAAGUGGAAAGACGAAGACGACGAAGAGGAAAACGGUGGAGGCAACUCUUAUGACAUAGAAGAAAUGCUGAGAACAAUGGGCGGCGGUGGAGGCGACAAGGCUGAGAAACCGUCCUUCGAUGACUUAGAAACAGAUUCGGAUGAUGAAAAUUUACCUGAUCUUGAAUAGGGGAGGCCCUCAGAGUGAUAAAACUAAUAUUUAACACAUGGAAGUACAUUAUGUAUAAGGUUUUUACAGUUAUAAUAAAAUCACUGAUAAAAUGAACAUGUUACAUUCAUUUUAUUCAUUGAUCUUUGCCUUUGUAAAACUUACAAAUUAGCGAGUUCUAAGUUAAAAGUGAAAAAGUACUUAAAACUUUACUUUCAAGAACAAAUAUUUGGUUCCAAACACAUUUUACUCUGAAACACUGCAGCAAGAGAUGUCACUAGUUGUAAAUUAUGUCAAAUGUAAUAGAUUUUAAUGAUUUGUAAUAUCUUUGUGCCUUUCAUUAUUAUUCAAUUGUAUAAGCAAGUUAGUCUUGUACAACACUUAGGAAUAAAGUGUGUUGUGUGUGGCCUACAGCUCGUAAUCUCUAGUAGAACUCUUAGUUAAAAAAACCCUUACUUAGUUCUAAAAUAAUUAUAGUUAGCAUAAAUGGUAUGUUUUGUUUGUGACGAACAAUGACAAUAUAUUAUCAACAACUCUUAAAUUAAAUGUUAAGACAUUGGCCGCCAUAAUAUGCUUCAUAUGGCUUCCCAAAGUCCUUGCUCAAGUCCAUAUUUUAGAUCAGUAAUGUGUUUAUUUUGAAAGUAAGUACUAAUGUUGAAAUAUAAUAGGUAUAUCAAGACGGAUGGCCUUUAGGAAGUACUGUAAUUUUGUUAUAAAACAAAUGUUUCUAACAUGCCAAAAAAUGUAAACCAGAUUCUGAAUGUAAUGAUAUAUUCAAAUAAACAUCCACCGAUAAAAAUAUAA